Molecule: messenger RNA, 1670 nt
Organism: Homarus americanus (American lobster)
Lineage: Eukaryota; Metazoa; Arthropoda; Malacostraca; Decapoda; Nephropidae
Product: glycoprotein-N-acetylgalactosamine 3-beta-galactosyltransferase 1-like
Exons: 10
Coding region: 125-1132 (335 amino acids)
Cellular component (GO): membrane
Molecular function (GO): N-acetylgalactosaminide beta-1,3-galactosyltransferase activity
Source: RefSeq, a predicted model, not a curated record
ACUUGGUAGAAACAGGACCGCCAUUUACAAUGACGUCACUAGUUUCAAACACCGCUGGGCUGCAGUUAUAGUUGCUGGCUGGUGUUUUCCGUGCUGGCUUUUGGGUGGUGGUGGUGGAAGUGCGAUGCGGCGCAGACCACAGCAGCUGGUCUUCCUCACACUUGUAAGCUUCACUAUCGUCGUCUUCAUCACCCUCGACCACAGGAUCUUUCCCUACAGAUCAGUACGGCCUUCAUCAAUAGAGAUAUGGGAGGCGCGGGUGCUGUGUUUCAUUCCCACGUCUCCAAAGUACCACCUGCUGAGAGCCCAGCAUGUGAAGAACACCUGGGGACAACGCUGCGAUCAACAGGUCUUCCUCAGCAGCAAGGCAGAUAAGGAAGUGGGUGCGGUGCAGCUGAAGGUGAAGGAAGGAUAUAACAACCUGUGGGGGAAGACGAGGGCCUCCUUGAAGUACCUCUACCACAACCACCUCGAUGACGCUGAAUGGUUUUAUAAAGCCGACGAUGAUACCUUCGCGAUCGUGGAAAACCUGAAGCAUAUGCUGAAAUUGUAUGAUCCAGAUUUUCCAAUUUAUUUCGGUGCUAAGCUGAGGGCGAAGGACAACUCCCAGGUGUUCAUGAGUGGAGGUGCUGGGUACGUACUAAGCCGAGCAGCGCUCAAGUUAGUGGUGGAGAAGGGCUUCACUAACUCCACAAUAUGUAAGGCUGAAAACAAAGGCAGAGAAGAUGUCGAGCUUGGAAGAUGCAUGCAGGCAGUGGGUGUAAUGUUUGGCGACUCACGGGACCACCUGGGCAGGGAAAGGUUCCUCUGUCUUACUCCUGAACUGCUCCUUCCAGGUUGGGCCACUGCAAACAAACAUGGCUGGUUCUGGAACAUUGUCUAUUAUCCCAUGAAAGAGGGUCCCAUGUGCUGCUCUGAGAGGGUGGUGUCUUUCCACUACGUCAAGCCGAGCAUGAUGUACGUGUUCUACUAUCUAAUAUACCAGGUGCACCUGUCACACUUCCAAGGCCCCCUUCCGCGCCUACCCCCGGAUACCUCCAGCAUCCCGAAGGAGGUGUUGGAGAAAUACGGGAUGGCGGACAGAACCUCAACACAUGCCACUCAGGAAAACACUACCUGGGAGGAUUACUAAAUGUACUAGUCAGUAAGAAUCUUCUCUCUCUCCUCCGUAGCUGUUUAGUAGAGUAGCUAGUGAUCAUUUUCACUUUACAGAUGGAAAAACAGUUGUUCGUAGCAACUACUAAUAAACUUCAAAGAUGACUAGCAUAUGUGUGUGUGUGUACAGGGGGAAAAUUUUACCCUGACGAGAAGUUAAUGUUAUGAGAGAGUGAUGGGUGAUGCUCACAGAACUGGGUGGCACACUUUACAAGCGAGCAGUGUAGUCGAGCUGGUAUUAUAUUCAAGGAAGUGUGGGAUGAUAUGAAAAAUGGAUGACUAAGAUUUUUUGGUAAUAAAUCGUUUCAGUACUAACAAACCUUUAACAAAUUAUCUGUGUGUGAGUGAGUGAGUCUGCCAUAAUUGUUAUUUAUACGGGAAUGCCACUUUAUUGAUGGGAGGAGUGAGAAAGAUUCAUUCACCAUCGCUAGUGUGACUGAAACAGUGUACUCUAUUGUAAGGAAGGACAGACAUUAGUUCCUUGACUUUUGUUAAGAAUAAAAGGUUUCGAGAGA